Molecule: messenger RNA, 1206 nt
Organism: Tripterygium wilfordii
Lineage: Eukaryota; Viridiplantae; Streptophyta; Magnoliopsida; Celastrales; Celastraceae
Product: cinnamoyl-CoA reductase-like SNL6
Exons: 6
Coding region: 44-970 (308 amino acids)
Molecular function (GO): oxidoreductase activity, acting on the CH-OH group of donors, NAD or NADP as acceptor
Source: RefSeq, a predicted model, not a curated record
AAAUCAUUAAAGGGGGAGGAGUUAAGGCAAACGAGAAAAAAAAAUGAAGGGAAAGGAAGCAAAAAGUGCAAGGCUUGAUCAGGAAAAGCCUGCAGUUUGUGUUCUUGAUGCAUCGACCUAUGUGGGGUUUUGGAUUGUCAGGGGAUUACUAAGUAGAGGAUACACAGUUCAUGCAGCUCUUCAAAAGAAUGGAGACACUGAUUUGGUGAAGAAAAUGAGGGAGAUGGAGAAUGUGGAGGAGGGAUUGGUGAUGUUUGGUGUGGAUUGUUUGGAUUAUCAAAGCAUUCUGACUGCCUUGAAGGGCUGUUCCGCUGUUUUCUGCUGUUUGGAUAGUCUAGAUGGAUAUGAUGAGAAAAUGGUGGAUUUUGAAGUUAGAGCAGCAAUUAAUGUAGUGGAGGCCUGUGCACAAACUGAGACACUAGAGAAGAUUGUGUUUAGUUCUUCUUUAGCAGCAUCUAUAUGGAGAGAAGAUAUUGGUUCCGAGAAGGCUGUAGAUGAGAGUUCCUGGAGUAAUCAAGAAUUCUGCAGGAAACUUGAGCUGUGGCAUGCCCUGGCGAAAACACUCUCCGAACAGGCAGCUUGGGCUUUAGCGAUGGACCGUAUGGUUAACAUGGUUUCUGUCAAUGCCGCGCUAGUUCUAGGACCUGGUGUCACUCAGCAGAACCCUCAAUCAACUAUGUCGUAUCUGAAAGGUGCAGCAGAAAUGUAUGAAAAUGGAGUCCUUGCCUUUGUAGAUGUGAACUUCCUUGCUGAUGUUCAUAUACGAGCCUUCGAGGACACCUCAACGAGCGGGCGAUACUUUUGCUUCAAUCACAUAGUGAAUACUGAUGAAGAAGUUAUUAAUCUGGCAGAAAGCCUAAGCCCCUUGAUAUCUUUACCACCUAGAUAUGAACGCAAAGGAAGUGAGGUAUUUGCUGAGAGGUUGAGGACCAAGAAGCUCAACAAGCUUGUUGAGGGCACUGCCUGUUAGAAUGUCAAUGUCAUUCAACCAGUGAUCAUCGGCCGGCCGAUGAUGAUGGAUGAAAGAAAUCAUUGAUAAUUUGUGAAUCAGAAACCAUUGGACAAAAUAAAAAUUAUUGAAGUUUGAUUGAAUGAUUAGGCGUAAGGUCUAUUUGCUAGUAAAUUGAAGGAAAACAAACAUGUAUAAGUAAGAAAAUAUUUCCAUAAUAAUAUUUCAUAUGGUAAUACAUUUUUAAGAGUUUACAA